Molecule: messenger RNA, 3066 nt
Organism: Cladocopium goreaui
Lineage: Eukaryota; Dinophyceae; Suessiales; Symbiodiniaceae
Source: the annotation of a GenBank genome assembly
AUGGGCCCAUGGGCUGGACUUUGCCUGGAACGCACUUUUGACGACUUUGCGGUGAUGUGCUUCUUGGAAGUGACUGUGCAACAGAAGGCGGGGAAACUUGGAAAAUAUCCCAAAGAGACUACGCAAGACGAAUUGUUGGACGCAGUUGCAAAACUUCUGGAGUGUGGCAGUUGCUUACAUAAAGAGCUGGAACGUUUGUGUGAACGCGUGGUCUGGUUCAAUUCAUGUGUGUUUGGCCGGCUGAUGAACCAGGCAGUCAGUGAAGAUGAUUUCAGUAGCGUGCAGAUCCUAAGUGAAGAUCAACAGAGCAAACGUUUGAAGAUAUCGAGGUCAUUGUGCACUACUUGGUUGGUCUUCACUGACGGUUCUUGUGAGCCCACUGCAGAAUGUAAAACAACCAUCAUUGGUGAAGUACUGGUCAGUCCUGGUGGAUGUGCCGCUGCGGGUUUUGGCGACAGAGUGGAUGACGACUUGCUGGUGAACCGGCUGGUCUUAGGGGCUUUCAAAAGUGUGGAUCUUUUUGCCGUGGUGCCGGCAGAGGACUGCCAAAAAACCAAGAGUCUUCUCCCGAAUGCAACUCGGAUUCUAUGUAUUCCUGACCGGCCUUUCACAACUUCAGAAGAAACGUGGUUAGAAAAUGGUCCAAAGAUUUGCUGGGAUCGAGAAAGAUUUUUACUGCAACUCAGGUUGGUGCACCGCUGUGGGCAACUCGUGAGAGAACAAAUUCAGGCAGGCGCAAAGUACAAGUGGCUCCUGCGGUUACGAGCCGAUGCCCUCUGGCGUCGCUUCCCAGAUCCAUUGCAACUGGAAGGAGAAGGUCCACGAAUCUGGCUGCCUUGGAGUCCAAUUCUACAGUGGCAGGGUUUUGCUGACAACUUUGCGAUGGGUCCACCAUCGAUGAUGAUGAAAUACUUUGACUUCCGCAGCUACGUGCUGAAUUCAAGGAAUUGGGAUAACUUUGACUUCCCGCUGGGUGACAAGGUCGGACACAGAGUUUGGGCUCAUGAUUGCAACUACCCAGAGCUGAUUCUGGAGAGAUAUUUUGGAGAAGAGCAUGUACCAGUGAGAUACAGCAGAGACAUUUGCUUUGUUCGGCUGCGUGAGUGCAAAAGGCCUCCGUUUGAGGAUCAUUGCAAGCCCGCCUCGAAAGGCACUUUUGCUGACGAUCUGCAGCCGUGGCGGCAGAUGCACCUCCAGGGCCUCGAGGUCACGCCAGAGCAGACUUUCCCACCACACUAUGAGCACGACCCAGUGCUCGCUGCAAAGCUUGUCGAGUUCUUCCACGCGGAGCAGCGCCACACCGGAAGACCUUUGAAGAUUGUGGACCUUGGCUGCGGACGUGGCACUUUGGUGUUGGAGCUACGAUCCUGGCAUCUGCAGGCUGUAGGAUUAGACGCGAAUCCCCUGCUGACAGCCACCAUCAACACCUAUGGAAAGGUGGCUGACGUGACGCAGAACUUGAGCUUCACUAUUCAGACCGCGAGCCCUCGCUGUGUUUUCAGGCCUCACCUUGGAAGAUGGUCUCCAGGCUUCGAGUAUGAAGACGCUGGCAGGUCUGCCGGAGUGGAAUUUGAUGGAGACCCUACAAAGGUGGACACUGCAAAUCCCACAGCUUGGCUGAAUUGGAUCAACUAUGUGGCCGCGCGCUGCUGCGUUCAGCUCGCCUGCGUUGGCUUCGACACACUUGGGAAGCUGAAGUGGCAUCUGCACAACCGCGACUCAUGGAAGUCCACCAAUCGGGUUUGGCUUUACGAGAAGUACGAUGUUGUCCCUCCACCUGAUGAGGCUCAGGUGCAAUCCCCUUUUGAAUAUGGCCCUGGAGCCUUAGUGCCAGUGCAGAAUGGUGAGACGAUGGACUGGGUCAUCAGCUUAGAUGUUGGUGAGCACAUCCCAACCCGUCUCCAGGGAAAGUUCCUGAAGAAUGUGGCGCAGUUGGCCGGGGAGGGCAUCAUCAUCAGCUGGGGAAAGAAGUCUGAGAGUGAUCACAUCGGCAAGUUGAUCUCCAUGGGCUUUCGCCGUGACGAAGACUUUGAGGCAGAGCUACGGCUCUUCGCAGGCAUUGGCCUGCGCUCAGAGCUGCGCCACACAUUGCGGGCGCUGCGGCGAGUCAAGCGUGGCACUGGGCAAUGGGGCUGCGCAUUGGAGCCAGUGCAGCCGAAUCACUACUGCGAAGCUGAUCUCACCUUCGGGUGCCUCGACCGGCAGAGGAUUUGGGCUCGUGGCAUGUGCAACGGUCUGUUUCGCCGACAAAACCUGAUGUUUGACUCAGACGCCGUAGUGGCAGAAUGCAAAAUGCUGACCUCGAGUUUGCAGGAAUAUGAAGAGUGUGAACUUCCCGAGCCUCCGGCAAUAUCCACACAACCUGCACCAAAGAUGUCAGACUGGGCUAUUGUUUCUGGAGGACCAUUCACCAGAUCUAGCUAUGUGGCAAGCUUCAACUGCAUCAGCCAAAAUGUUCCCAUUCAAGAUUUCUGGAGGCUUCAUGGUAUAUCUAUCAGUGCUGCGUUUGACAGCGCGGAUCCCUUGGUGCGCAUGGAUGAACCCAUUUGGCACGGGGAGUCUUGUGGAGUAUUGGCCGUUGGUUUCAAGCUCUUGAGGUUGAUUGAAGGGCCUCGCCUUUACUUUGCUUCAGAGGUGAAGAAAGUCUGGGCUGGCGAGGUGCACUUUGUCUUCAAGAAAUGGCAAUGGCAGUUAUCCUCCAACUGUUGGUUAGCAUCCCUGCUGCGUCGAGCAAGCGCACUGAUUCGAAGAAAUGUAUCCAGUUUCACUAAGUCCAACACAAGGAGCCGGUUGCGCGCCAAUGUUGGGCUCCUGAAUCGAUGUACUUGGACACACCGCCGUUUGCGAAGUUCCAAGCGCUGCAAGGCUGCAGCUGGCUAUGUCCGCCACUCCAUGGGUCGAAUGGCCACUGAUAAGCCUUUGGAGAAAAUCCUGGAGGCCAGUGAAAGUCUCUGGAGAGUUCUCUCAACUUCUCAAUCUCCUUGCUCCGUCAUGAGCCCGCCCUUCCGACGGUAUGUGCAGCGACUUUUGGCGCUACCGUAUUGGGAGCUGGAGCAAAAAGUAUGA